Molecule: messenger RNA, 195 nt
Organism: Dictyostelium discoideum AX4
Lineage: Eukaryota; Evosea; Eumycetozoa; Dictyosteliales; Dictyosteliaceae
Exons: 1
Coding region: 1-195 (64 amino acids)
Source: RefSeq, a predicted model, not a curated record
AUGAUACUAAUAAUUAAAAAUAUUACUACAGAUUUCUCUGUGUUAUUGUCCUCAGAUUUCGAUAAAACUUGUGAUAAAAGUGGAACUCCAUCAUAUGUUAUAGCCCUAUCAAUUGUUUUACCAGUUUUUGGUAUAUGUGCUAUUGUGAUUCCAAUUGUCUACUAUAGAAAUCAUCAAAAAGGGAAAAAACUAUAA